Lactuca sativa (garden lettuce) is the source of this 2268-nucleotide messenger RNA. RefSeq names its product UDP-glycosyltransferase 74B1. Lineage: Eukaryota; Viridiplantae; Streptophyta; Magnoliopsida; Asterales; Asteraceae. The record is from RefSeq and is a predicted model, not a curated record. Gene Ontology annotation, molecular function: quercetin 7-O-glucosyltransferase activity; quercetin 3-O-glucosyltransferase activity.
UGAUAUCUUAUUUUAUUAGACAAUCAAAAUUAUAUCUCUAUUCAAAAAUAUCAACCGUUGUUUCCACGGAUUUAAACCUAAUAAAGGAAUAAAAGACGUCUAAGAACCGGAAAUGACCUUAGUGGCUUAGACUUAUUCAAAGUUCAAACUCUAAAGGGAAAUUAAAACACGUUUGAAAUUCCUGGAUUACAUUAACAUACUGGUCCUACACAGACAUGAAAACCUCUCUCACAUAGCAUGUUUCACAUGCAUGGGAUCCCACCACCUCCUUGGCUUCUCUAUAUCCAUUCAUCCGAAGACAACAAUCCCCAGAUCGAUCUCCUAGGUCAGUCAUUAUCACUAUAGAUUGCUUUCAUAUACAGGUAUAUUUACUGUUCUUACCAACCAAAGAGCUGUCUUAAGUCGAGUAAUAGUUAUGAGUUGUUAUAUAUCUUUUCAUUUCCUUGAUAUUUUCACUUAUAAAUACAUUAUAAACAACAACUUUCUACAACAUUGGAGAUGGAGAAAGCACAUGAAGGCCAUGUAUUGGUGUUGCCUUACCCAAGCCAAGGCCAUAUCAACCCUCUCCUUCAAUUUGCCAAAAGACUCGCCUCCAAAGGACUUAAAGCCACCGUUGCCACCACCCACUACACCCUUUCCUCCAUCUCCACCCCAUACAUCACUGUGGAGGCCAUCUCCGACGGUUUUGAUGACAGUGGUUUCACUCAAGCUCAAUCCGCAGAAGUCUUUCUAGAGUCCUUCAAGUCCCAUGGCUCACGUACACUCACCCAACUCAUCAAGAAACACCAAACCACCAAGUAUCCAAUCACUUGCGUUGUGUAUGAUUCCUUCUUUCCUUGGGCUCUUGACGUGGCUAAGGAGAAUGGGAUUCUUGGGGCACCGUUUUUCACCAACUCCGCCACUGUGUCUGCCAUUUUCAGCCGGAUACAUGGCGGGACGUUAAGGUUGCCGGUGAGAUUGGAGGAUUGUCCGGUGGUGCUGCCAGGGGUUCCGCCGUUAUAUUUGGAAGACUUGCCGAGCUUUCUGAAUGCACCUGAAAGUUAUCCAGCCUACUUGAAGAUGAAAUUGAACCAGUUUUCGAAUUUGGAGAAAGCUGAUUGGAUUUUCUGCAACUCUUUCCAAUCAUUGGAACCUGAGGUGAUAAAAGGCAUAGGGGAGCAAUGGUCAGCAAAACUAAUAGGACCAAUGGUGCCUUCAUCCUACUUAGAUGGAAGGAUUGUAGGUGACAAAGGGUAUGGUGCAAGUUUAUGGAAACCACUUGAGCAUCAAUGCACCAAAUGGCUCGAAACCAAGCCCCAAAACUCAGUUGUUUAUGUCUCGUUUGGGAGCAUGGUGUCAUUAUCCCAAGAAGAAAUGGAAGAAAUAUCAUGGGGUUUACAACAAAGCGGUUUCAAUUUUCUUUGGGUUGUCAAAGAGUCGGAGACACAUAAAUUGCCCAAAGGGUUUCUUGAAUUAACCACAAAAAGUCAAGAAAAGGGUAUGAUUGUGAAUUGGUGCAACCAACUUGAGUUGUUGGCUCACGAUUCGGUAGGUUGUUUUGUGACACACUGUGGGUGGAACUCAACGCUGGAAGGGUUAAGCCUUGGAGUCCCGAUGAUCGGAGUCCCAAAAUGGGCUGACCAAUUAACUGGUGCCAAGUUUAUAAAGGAUGUGUGGUGUGUGGGUAUGAGGGUCAAGGUGGAUGCUGAAAUUGGGAUUGUCGGAAGGGAAGAACUUGUUUCGUGUUUGAAUGAGGUUAUGAAUGUAGGGGAAAAGAGUUUACAGAUCAAGAAAAAUGCGAAGAAAUGGAGAGAAUUAGCUAAAGAGGCAAUAAGUGAAGGCGGGAGCUCAGAUAAAGCCAUUGAUGAGUUAUUAAUGGCAUUGAAGGGAUUUUGCAAAGAAAGAGACUUGUGUUAAGGUUGACUCUAAUGCAUCAUACUUUUUUAGUUAAAUAAGAACUACACUCUUAAUUAGUUCUAGCAUAACUAAUAAACAAAUUCACAUUAAGUACAACUUACGUCAGCAAAUUUGUAACACUUUAUACUAAUUGAUUCUAAUCAUAGAGAUCUUCUUUUACUUAAUUUUCACUUGAAAAUAUGAGUUUACCAUUAUUAGUGUGUGUACGCGUGUUGGUUACCUUAUAUUUUGGCAUUUUUAGAACAUUAAGGUACUGUUGUGCAUGAUUGUGGUUGUUAUCUUGAGUCUAUCAAAUUUUAGUGGUUCAUAUUUGUAUCUCUUACUAAAAGGUCAAUUUUCAAUCUAAAUAAUAUUUGUAAUUUGUUUUUUUUA